GCCUUUCACAGUAGUCAGAUUAAAUAAAUAAAUGAUUAUAUUAAUAUAAGAAAGAUCAAAAUAAUAUAUAUAAUAUAUUUGUAUAAAGUUUCAUUUCUAUACGAUGAUAAUCAAUCUAUAUACGUACAUACUACUACACGUCCAAUUAUGGAUAUUUUCUUUAAAAAUUGCUUAUUAUAUAAAGUAUUAUUCAAUAUUUAAUAUAAUUAUUAUAUAAGGUAAUACUUACUUUAAAAUAUGUCGAUUUCAACCUUAGCCUUAAAUUUUACAAAAAACUACUAGUAAACAUUUGAAUUUCGUACCGGCAUAUACAUAAGAACAUAACCUUCAAUACAAUGAAGCGAAAACAUUUUAGGCAAUUUUUACCAUUUGUGAUACUUGUUAUAGGAGGUACAUUUUUUAUCCAGGAAUUUGUAAGCCUAAAAUAUAAGUAUCCAAAAGUUACAUCCUACGAUUUGAAAAUAGAAACUAAAAAACGAGGUAUUGAAAUGAAAAAAAGUCGUACUUUUGAAGAGGAAUAUGAGUUAAUAAAAACCUUGGAUAUUGAUAAUUGGGAAAAUGUUCGUAUACCACGACCAUGGGAGGAUCCAAGCAUGACAAACAAAUGAAAUUGUAAAAAGAAUUUACUUUAAAAAAAAUAUAUGUACAUUGUAUGUAUAUAAAAGUAUAUUUAUAACAAAUUUUUAUGUAUAUUAUAUUAUAGUUACGAUAAAAUCUGUAUUAAAA
Messenger RNA from Bombus terrestris (buff-tailed bumblebee), 726 nucleotides. It is a transcript of the gene l(3)neo43, whose product is annotated as cytochrome c oxidase assembly protein COX16 homolog, mitochondrial. The transcript has 4 exons. NCBI's taxonomy places the organism in Eukaryota, Metazoa, Arthropoda, Insecta, Hymenoptera, Apidae. The coding region runs from base 336 to 608 and encodes 90 amino acids. The record is from RefSeq and is a predicted model, not a curated record. Gene Ontology annotation, biological process: mitochondrial respiratory chain complex IV assembly. Gene Ontology annotation, cellular component: mitochondrial inner membrane.